UUGUUGGCUUGCAGCUAGCUUGAGUUAAAACCCUAGAGAAAAGUAACUAAGGUGGUGGCUUUUCUUUUUCGCUAGUAUAUAGAGCUAUUAAAUGUUAGGGACCAUUUCUUCUGUCUCCUUUAUGCUCUGGUGAAAGGUUCACUUUUGUUGCUUGUUGGGCACUUUGGAGUAGGAUAUAUAUUAUCUUAUAGUUUUAAAGUAAUCCAGCUGGUGCAUUGCAGGCGAGAGAUUUUUAUCUUGUCCAUCUUUCCUGUUACUUGUGUAUAGGAUUCUUCUUCUAAGGGACUGCUUUUGGUUUCUACACCUUUGUGUAAAGCUGCUAAGAUAAGAUUAGUUGUUCCUUGUUGAGUCCUGCAAGAAAUUAUUAGUCAGCCUUCAUUCAUCUCUCUGGCUAAAGAUACUGCCAUUUGAUUUACAGCAUUUGCAAUAUAUGAUUUGAAGAUUCUAUAUUGAGCCUUAAACACUUCAGGCAGUUGAAGGAAAAGGGGAAUUCUGUAAUUAGGCAAUCUUUGCAAAUGUAUUCAGCUCAGCAAUCUAAUCAGGCCGUGAGAACAUCUUCGAUGACAACUCCCUGCUCUUCUGUAAAUGUUACUGAACAAUACCUAGUUACUGAUUGGAACUCCUUUGUUCCGGUGGAUCAAAAUAUGGAGUUUAAUGGAUCAUCUAGUAUCUCUUGUUACAAUGUUAGGAUACCACUAAACCAGGAAACAAAUUGUUCUAUUGGUGAUACCCUGCCUUCUUCCUUUGGCAACGAGAGCUUUCCUGAGAUGGUGAGUUCUUUUGAUUUAUCAAAGAGCUGCCAGAUUUCAAGCGCUAUCGGUCCUCCAAAUUCGCCUUUAACUAAUGAUCAUAGCUUUGGGAAAUAUUUCAAGGGGAAGAAAAGGAAACAUAUGGCUGAAAGUGGUGCUGUGAGUCCCCAUUCUCCACUUGAUAGGAUUCAGCCUGAGGCUGAACAGAAGAAAGAUGUCUCUCCUGAGUCUCUCAAAACCCCAAUAGAGAAAGAUGAGAGAGAACAGAAGAGUGAAUUGUACCCCGGUGUCACGACUCAUAAACAGGCUGCUAAACAUGCCAAGGAACAUCUGCAAGAUGGUGAUGCUCCUAAAGAAGAUUACAUUCAUGUCCGAGCCAAGCACGGCCAAGCCACCAAUAGUCACAGCCUUGCAGAAAGAGUGAGACGGGAAAAGAUCAGCGAAAGGAUGAGGCUUCUUCAAGAUCUCGUUCCUGGAUGCAAUAAGAUUAUUGGCAAGGCUGUCAUGCUUGAUGAGAUAAUCAACUAUGUGCAGUCACUGCAACGCCAGGUUGAGUUCCUAUCAAUGAAGCUUGCAGCUGUCAGCCCAGAACUGAACCUCAACAUUGAGCAAAUCCUUUUGAAAGAUAUUCUUCAUGCACAAGAUGGAGGUUCUGCUGUUCUUGGAUUUGGUUCAGGAAUGAGCAGCCUUCACCCUCAUUUGUAUGGGUCAUCAACCCGGGGAGUCAUGCGGACAGAAAUCAUGCAAAAUGUACCCAAUUCAGGGGACAUGCUUAGAGCUGCCCCACCACAUAUUUCCCCUAUGGCUCAAAUAUCAAGUGCAUGGCAUGAUGAACUGCAAAAUAUUGUUCAGAUGGGCUUUGUUCCUGAUGCACCUGCCACUGGUGGCACCGAGCACAAUGGUUCCAUGAAGGUGGAGCUAUGAAUCCUACAUGGUGGAAACAACUUUAUCCUUCUAACCGAGAUGCUGCAUAUCAGAAAGUAUUUACCAUUGCUUGGAAUCUCUGUCAAAAAGAUUCAUGGCCCUGUGUAACCAAAGAACAUAGUAGUGUGCAGCUUUACAGGCCUAACCAUUUGUCUUCAUUUUUCAGACGAACUAAUGAAAUGUUCAUGAUAAUUGUGUAUAUCUGAGCUUAUAUAGCUGAUUCAAUUGGAGUGAUCAUUUUGAUUGGUA
This is a messenger RNA of Elaeis guineensis (African oil palm), 1922 nucleotides long. Its product is annotated as transcription factor bHLH76. Lineage: Eukaryota; Viridiplantae; Streptophyta; Magnoliopsida; Arecales; Arecaceae. Gene Ontology annotation, molecular function: DNA-binding transcription factor activity; protein dimerization activity. The record is from RefSeq and is a predicted model, not a curated record. Gene Ontology annotation, biological process: regulation of DNA-templated transcription. Gene Ontology annotation, cellular component: nucleus.